ACGAACAAACACCAUCAUAGAUCUCCAUUUUUACAAUCACAAGAAACACACUAAUUUGCGAGCAAAAGGGUUUACCACUUUUUAUCUAUUUCCCAAACUGCCCCUCCAAUGUCCGCCGGCGACUCCACCACCAACCCCACCGGCUUCGCCACCCGGCUGAAGGAAUCCGUCCAAUCAGCAAUCUCCACGCGCCGCCCCUGGUCGGUGCUCCUGGACCCCACAUCCCUAAGCCUCCCCUCCUCCAUCUCCGACGCCACGACCCGCCUCUUCCAGAACCUGACCCACUUCCGCUUCAACUACUCCCUCCUCCUCCUCUUCAUCUUCUUCCUCGGACUUCUCAUCUCCCGCCCGAUCUCCAACAUCCUCGUCUUCCUCGUACUCCUCGCCGCCUGGUUCUUCCUCUUCUUCUCCCGCGACGAGCCCCUCUCUGUGGCCAGCUUCGUCGUCGAGGACGGCGUCGCUUUGACGGCGCUGGGCAUCGCCACUCUCGUGGCCGUGGUGGUCACCGGCGUGGGGUGGAACGUCGUCGUUUGGGUGUUGGUCGGGUUUUUUGUUGUGUCCUUGCACGCGGUGGUUAGGAGUACGGACGAUCUGGUUACGGACGACCGGCAGUCGCCUUAUGGGCCGCUGAUGUCUGAUGAUCAUGAUCCGCAGGGCACCUACACCAUUAUUUGAUGUUUCCGAGGUGCUCAUUCUGUUUCAAAGGCAACACCUUUGUGAAGAGUCUGUAAUUGUGAUUCAAGCCAUUGCAACUGUGGUCUCAACAUCCAACUUUCUUGUCCUUUCGAACAUGUCCUUAGGCCUUUUCGACGGAGUUAUCAGCGUUUGACAUUUUCUUUUCACGGUGAACUCUGGAGUGAGCUGGGGAAAAAUCUUGAAAAUGAUUGCACUUUUUUCAUGGAUCUCGUAUAUUUCUGCUAAUUCCACAGCAGUCAUUUGUCUCUCAAUUUAUUUCCGGUACUGGGAUUUUCCCUUUGAAGUAUUAGCGUAGAAUUAGCAACUUCAUGUUUUUGUUUUUGUUUUUGUUUUUGUGCACAUCAUGUACAGACAUUAAUUUCUACGGCUAAUUCAGGCUGCUAUUUUAAAAAGUCCUCUAUUUUUACCUC
This is a messenger RNA of Morus notabilis, 1106 nucleotides long. Its product is annotated as PRA1 family protein D. Gene Ontology annotation, cellular component: Golgi apparatus; endoplasmic reticulum. The record is from RefSeq and is a predicted model, not a curated record. Bases 109 to 675 code for a protein of 188 amino acids. Lineage: Eukaryota; Viridiplantae; Streptophyta; Magnoliopsida; Rosales; Moraceae. Gene Ontology annotation, biological process: vesicle-mediated transport. The transcript has 2 exons.